Molecule: messenger RNA, 501 nt
Organism: Lachancea mirantina
Lineage: Eukaryota; Fungi; Ascomycota; Saccharomycetes; Saccharomycetales; Saccharomycetaceae
Source: the annotation of a GenBank genome assembly
AUGCAAAGGAACGAAAUAUUAUCAUCUUAUAAGGCGCUGGUGAAAACAUUGGUGCGCGCGCAAAGGCGUUACAAGAAAGCUCAAGCGGAGGACGAGAUUAAACGGCAAGUUGCGCUUCUGACUUACAAGAAAAUCAAUCUUGUGAGACAGCAAGCACUAGAAAAGGACGCACAGAAGCGGUUAGAGUUCUUACCCAUGCUAAAUGAAGUGACGAAAGACAUAGACGUGCUGAAAAGAUCGGACCCCGCACGUUUACGUCGUUUACAUUUCUACGACGAUGUACGGGCUUUGCGGCAAAGCCUUGCACAACCGAGCACGCCCGAAACGCUAGCGAAACGUAUCGAUCACAUUCGGGAUAUCGCGUCGUUUGUGCAGAAUCAACAUGAAUACGAAGAAUUAAUCGACCGUUAUAAUCCGGGACUGAAGAUGUCGCAGGCGGAAAAAGUCAAGCGAACCGCCGCCAAAGUCGGACUCGAAGUACCAGAAAGUAUCCCAGUCUAA